This is a messenger RNA of Dictyostelium discoideum AX4, 3150 nucleotides long. Its product is annotated as Phox domain-containing protein. Gene Ontology annotation, cellular component: cytoplasm; membrane. Lineage: Eukaryota; Evosea; Eumycetozoa; Dictyosteliales; Dictyosteliaceae. Gene Ontology annotation, molecular function: phosphatidylinositol binding. Bases 1 to 3150 code for a protein of 1049 amino acids. The transcript has 2 exons. The record is from RefSeq and is a predicted model, not a curated record.
AUGGGUACUAUUUAUAUCACCAAUCAAAGAAUUGUUUGGUGCGCUGAAGGUGAUGAUGAUGACUCUGAUAAUUUAGUUACAAUUGAUAUUCAAAAAAUAGUUCAUCAAGUUGUUACCACAUCGCAAUCCCAACAAGCAUGGAAAAUUAAAACACAAUAUGCAACAGAUUUUAUAUUUAUUUUUCCUGAACCAUUUACAAGAGAAGAUUUACAUGAAAUAAUUCAUUGUUUUAAAAAUUCUCAAUCUCAAGUUUCAAAUAAUAGACAACAGCAACAACAGCAACAACAACAACAACAACAGCAACAACAGCAACAGCAACAGCAACAACAACAACAACAACAACAACAACAACAACAACAACAACAACAACAACAACAACAACAACAACAACAACAACAACAACAACAACAACAACAACAACAACAACAACCAAAACUAUCACCACCUUCUAUGACCUCUUCCCCAUCACAAUAUCAAUACCAACAGCCACAACAGCAAAGACAACAGCCACAACAACAGCAACAAUAUCAAAGACAACAUCAGCCACCAUACCAUCAAGACUCUUUCUACCCUAAAAUAGUAGAUGAAGAUGAUGACGAGGAUGCAGUUGACGAGGUUUAUGAAAAUGAAGAUAUUUUACAACAACAACAGCAAAGACAAACAAAAGAACAAAUGCUCAAGCAGCAACAGCAAUUACAAUUACAACAACAACAAUUACAACAACAACAACAACAACAAUUACAACAACAACAAUUACAACAACAACAACAACAACAACAACAACAACAACAACAACAACAACAACAACAACAACAACAACAACAACAACAACAACAACAACAAUUACAACAACAACAACAACAACAACAACAACAACAACAACAACAACAACAAAUGUAUCAACAACAAAGACAAAACAAUAACCAUCAACAACAAACUAAUCAACCCCAACAAAUGCAACAGCAACAACAAAUGAAACAACAGCAACAACAGCAACAGCAACAGCAACAGCAACAACAGCAAAUGCAAAAUAGAAAUAAUAAUUACCAACAACAAAAUAAUUCUAGAAAUGUUAUUAAUGAAGAUAAUUUUAAUAAUAUUCAACUUCCAACAACUACAACAACAACAACAACUAAUAAUAAUCAAAAAGAUUCAUCACCUCCAACAAAGAGUAAUAAUAAUAAUAAUAAUAAUCAAAAUAAAAAGAUGAAUGAAUUUGAGGAUGGAUUUUUUAAUGUACCAAUUAAUAUGGUCGGAGAUGAUGGAGAUUCUAGAUGGGAAGAGGAAUCCAAUGGUAUGCCAGUAUCAGGAUUUUACGAUUUAGAAGUUAGAGAUCCACGUACUCAUGCUGAGGAAAAUGGUGUUUACGUUUCAUAUCAAAUCAUUGGUAAAUAUAAAGAUGAUGAAUCCGAUCAACAACAACAACAACAACAACAACAAGAAGUAACAAAUGCGGUAUCAACAAGAAGAAGAUAUAGAGAAUUUGAAUGGUUACAUUCACAACUUUCACAACCUUCAAAUCAUCAUUCUAGAAUACCAUCAUUACCACAGAAAUCAAUUUAUCAAUAUUGGAAUAAUACUGAUGUUGCAUUACUUAGACAAAGAUGUUCAGCAUUGGAUCAAUUUAUGAAGAGUAUUUCAGUUAGUGCCUCAUUAAGAAAUCAUGCAGCAGUGAAAUUGUUUAUGACACAAAAACCAAUACCAAUUCAAAUUAAUUCAUUGACAGAGAUAAUUUCCAACAAUAUUUUAUCACCACAAGGUGCAUUGACAAGUUUAACUCAGGCAGUUAUCACUACUGCCACUGGUGUUAGUGGUGGUGGUAUCUCAACGAAUAAUAAUAACUAUUUAGAUUCAAUUGAUCCAAACUUUACAAAUGAAUCAUCGGUUGAGCGUGAUUAUUGGAUCUCUAGAAAGUUAAUGUCAAAAUGGAAGAGAAUACCAAAACGUUUACCAUUCUCAAAGUUUUUAGUUGUAAUUUUAGGUACUGUUUCAGCUGGUAAAUCAUCAUUUAUCAAUAACUUUUUCAAUCUUCAAGUUAAAGUUUCAGCCGAUGAACAAUUGGAUACUCAUUUCACAUUGAUUGAAACUGUUCCAAGGGAUAGAUUCUAUGAACUAUCCAAUCAACAACCAAUGAAAUCAAAAUUCACAAAAGAACAACUUGCUCAAAGAAUUAAAGGUGAGGCUGUUAGUGAUCCAAGACAUGGUCAUGUUUUCUUGUAUCUUGAUAAAACGUUUACAUUGUCACGUUAUGACGCUCAAUUUUCAAACUAUCGUGAUAUCAUCUCAAAUCUAAAUUUAGUUAGAACCGUUUUAAUCAAUGAAGACUAUCUCACUGGCGCUCCAGAUGAAAUUUCAAAUCAAAAGAAAACUAUUUUCAUAGAUUCACCAGGUUUCGAGCCAAAAACUGAACAUGACCCAGAGAAAUUGUUGGGUAGUAUUCGUGUGGUUCAAUUCUUUCAGUCCACUAGUGAUCUAACUUUGUUUAUGAUGAAAGCAAAGGAAUUGGCAUUGGUUUCAUCUCAGAUUCAAAUCGUUGAACUUUGUGUACUCUAUAAGACCUAUGGUGCUGAUGUUGUCGAUCAUAUGGUAACUCAAAUGUUUAAUAAAAAGGGUGAAUCAAAAUCAUUCUUUUCCCUCUUUGAAAUGGUUAAAGGUUUGGUAGAACAAAUUCGUUUGAAAAAUAUUCCAAAAACCCAAGAAUCAAAUGGUACCUCUGUUUGGGAUGGUAUCAAGUUUGUUAUGACUCAAAUCGAUACUAUAAACUCAAAUUUGAAAGAACAAUACUUUGAAUUGGGUCGUUUAUUGGGUAAAGGUUUAAUGUUUUUAGAUCCACCAACCUAUAGACAAUGUAAAGCCAUAGCCUUACCAAUCGAUAGAGAAUUUAGUUCCCCUCAAGAACGUAGCCAAAAGUGUGGUGAUCUUGAUGAAUUGUUACAUUAUAUAUAUAAUCUUAAUCGUGGUAGUACCUAUAAUUCUCGUUUAGAAUGUGCAAUCGAAGAAAUGACCACUGAUCUCUUAAAUAAUAUUCAAAGAUCUUGGACAAAUUACCUCUUUAAUAGUGAUUAUAAUUUAGUUUUACAAUUAAAAGAAAGAUCAAAAAAUAGAGUUAGUGGUCCUUCUCAUAUGCAUAGUAAUUCUUUAAGGAGAUAA